Molecule: messenger RNA, 904 nt
Organism: Centruroides sculpturatus (bark scorpion)
Lineage: Eukaryota; Metazoa; Arthropoda; Arachnida; Scorpiones; Buthidae
Product: cathepsin B-like
Exons: 6
Coding region: 191-889 (232 amino acids)
Cellular component (GO): lysosome
Molecular function (GO): cysteine-type endopeptidase activity
Source: RefSeq, a predicted model, not a curated record
CCGGCAACUUAUUGGUCAUUCCUUGUAUUUUUAUAACGUGAAAAGUGUAACUUUGUUAAUAACUUUUUCCAGAUAGACUUAAUUGAAACUAUAUAAUUGCUACAUGAUAAUAAAUUUUUAUUUAGUUUGUUUUAUUAAACCUUUAUACGUCUGUGUGUAUCUUAAAUAGGCAUUUGGAGCUGUAGAAUCAAUGUCAGAUCGAAUUUGUAUUAAAAGUGGAGGAAAAUUGCAAGUUGAACUUUCAGCUGAAGAUCUACUGACUUGUUGUCAUUCUUGUGGAAAUGGUUGUGAUGGAGGCCUUCCAGCUGCUGCUUGGGAGUAUUGGGUAUCUGAUGGAAUAGUAACUGGAGGAUUAUACAAUAGUAAUGAAGGUUGUCAACCAUAUCAAAUUCCUUCUUGCGAGCAUCAUAAUAAAAAAGGUCCACUUCCACCAUGUUCAGGAGAAGGUCCAACUCCUCCCUGCGUUCGGUCCUGCCGUAAAGGAUACAAUGUUACUUAUAAUCAAGAUAAAUAUUAUGGUAAAUCUUCAUACAGUAUUUCGAUCGACGUGAAACAAAUUCAAACUGAAAUUAUGAAAAAUGGACCCGUAGAAGCAGAUUUUACAGUUUAUGCCGAUUUUGUAUCUUACAAAUCAGGUGUUUAUCAGCAUCAUAGUGGCGAUGUACUUGGCGGUCACGCCAUUAGAAUUUUAGGUUGGGGAGUGGAAAAUGGUGUUCCUUAUUGGCUUGUAGCAAAUUCCUGGAACCCUGAUUGGGGCGAUAAAGGUUACUUCAAAAUUAUUCGUGGACAGAACGAAUGCGGAAUUGAAAGUGAUAUUAACGCUGGACUUCCUAAACUGUUGCCGUUCUUCUAUUGUAAACAUAUCAAAAAUUCGACUGUUGUAAGUUAAUACAGGAUAAUGGCG